This is a messenger RNA of Lytechinus pictus (painted urchin), 4396 nucleotides long. Its product is annotated as ATP-dependent RNA helicase DDX54-like. Gene Ontology annotation, molecular function: RNA helicase activity; RNA binding; ATP binding. Gene Ontology annotation, cellular component: nucleus. Bases 43 to 2682 code for a protein of 879 amino acids. The transcript has 17 exons. The record is from RefSeq and is a predicted model, not a curated record. Lineage: Eukaryota; Metazoa; Echinodermata; Echinoidea; Temnopleuroida; Toxopneustidae.
AAUUACAGUAGCAGCCGAUCUCACACGUGUUGUACAGACAAGAUGGCUAAGCCUAAGAAGGGACACUUAAAGUUAAAGCGUAAAAGAAGUGAAAAAUCUGACGGAACGCAAAAUGAUGGGAUAGGAAGUGAUGGAAAUAUUAAUUCUGUAUCACCCAAACGGAUGAAAGUUUCAGCAGGAUUUCCUACCAUUGAUGGUUAUUCUUCGGAUGCAGACAUAGACACCAGGGCAUUGGUUAAACAACAGAACAGGAAAAAGAAAAAGUCUGGAGGUUUCCAAUCUAUGGGUCUUAGCCAUGCGGUUUUUAAAGGUAUCAUGAAGAAAGGAUAUAAAAUCCCUACACCUAUACAACGAAAAUGCAUACCGAUUAUCAUGGAAGGACAAGAUGUUGUGGGAAUGGCACGAACAGGGAGUGGUAAGACAGCAGCCUUUCUCCUUCCCAUGCUGGAGCGGCUCCAGAGACGAUCAGCCCAGUCUGGUGCUAGAGCCCUGAUCCUGUCACCCACCAGGGAGCUGGCUCUUCAAACACUGAAAUUCACCAAGGAGCUAUCUCGUUACAUGGAUCUGAGGUCAGAGGUCAUCCUUGGAGGUGACCGGAUGGAUGACCAGUUUGCUGCCCUUCAUGAGAACCCUGACAUCCUGAUCGCUACCCCUGGUCGUCUUCUUCACGUCCUGGUUGAGAUGGACCUCAAGCUCAUGCAAGUGGAGUAUGUGGUCUUUGAUGAGGCUGACAGGUUAUUUGAAAUGGGUUUUGCUGAGCAGUUGAAUGAGAUCUUAUCCAGGUUACCAGACAAUCGUCAGACCUUACUCUUCUCAGCCACCCUGCCGAAGAGUCUGGUAGAGUUUGCCAGUGCAGGUCUGAGUGAACCAGUGUUGGUCAGACUAGAUGUAGAAUCGAAGAUUAGUGAUCAGUUAAAGAAUAUGUUUCUAUACACACGGAAUAAUGACAAGACAGCCGUGUUGUUGCACCUUUUACGUUCUGUCAUCCAGCCCAAUCAGUUGACAGUUGUCUUCUUGGCUACAAGGCAUCAUGUUGAAUAUGUCAGGGAGUUGCUAGAUCAGGCAGGCAUCAGCUGCACCUACAUAUACAGUGCCCUGGACCAGGCUGCAAGGAAGAUCAAUGUUGCCAAGUUCACCCACAAGAAGACUCAUAUCCUCCUUGUAACAGACAUUGCUGCCCGAGGUAUUGACAUCCCUAUGCUAGACGUUGUCAUCAACUUCCACUUCCCAGGCAAACCAAAGCUCUUUGUACAUAGAGUCGGUCGUGUGGCCAGAGCAGGAAGGACUGGUACAGCCUACUCUCUUGUAGCUCCUGAUGAAGUCCCAUACCUCAUAGACCUUCAUCUGUUCCUGGGCAAGGAUAUUGCACUCUUCAAGAAGGACGAUAAGAUUUCUGAAGAAGAUAACACCGGGAAGCUUGGUCGAGUUCCUCAGUCGGUGGUCGAUGACGAGGAAAGUCUUCUGAGGAACUAUCACAAGAUGAGCACCGACCUGGCAGGUCUGAAGAGGCCCGCAUCCAAUGCCAUGAAGAAUUUUCUAAGGUCACGACCUUUGCCCUCUUCCGCUAGUGUAAAGAGGUCAAAAGAGAUUGACCCCAUAGAUAUAGCAUAUCACCCCAUGUAUGGAAUUCAAGACAGUGAUCAAGAAAACACGAGAGUGCAGCUUGUUGAUGAGAUCAAGAGCUACAAACCACACUCUACAAUCUUUGAGAUCAACUCCACUGCUAAGAACAUGGCUCAUGGCAUCAUGCAAUCCAAGAGGAAGCUACACAACAAAGUGAUCAAUAGGAAUAUACUGAGACUGGAGGAGAGAAAGAAAGAUGAGCAAGCUAUGAAAAGAGUUGCCAUGGAAACAGAAGAUGAUGAAGAUGCUGAGAAUGCAUUCUCAGUUGUUAUCAGCUCAGCUGGCAAGAAGAAGAAUAAGAAGGAUGGAGCAUCUCAGAGGUCAUUGCCCUUUACACAGAGUGCCGUCAGAGAUGAGAAUGUGUUCAUUUCAUACACAGCACCAGACAAACAGAUAGAACAAGGGUUGAGCAUCGAGAGUAACUUUGAGCAGCAAGCAGCGGGAGCAGUCUUAGAUUUUACACAAGAUGAAUCCAAAGAAAUGAGAAAACAACAACAAAGAAAGAAAUGGGAGAGGAAAAAGAAGAAGUUUGUUGGAGAUGGAGGGAAGGACGGCAAGCAGAAGAAGAUUAUGACGGAGAGUGGAAAAUACAUCUCGGCAUCUUACAAGAAAAACAUAUACAAAGAAUGGUUACAGAAGAGUAAGGCAGAUUCUCGGGAUCACCAUCACUCUGACAGUGAGGGUGAGGAUGGUGAGAGUGUCAGGUCGGGUUUCAACAAAGGAGGCAUCACAGGGAACAGAAUCCGCUAUGGUUCCAAGCGAGGGGGCAAGCACUCAGGCACCAAGAGGAGAGGUCGUCAUGAAGACACCGGCACAGAGAAAGGUCAGGGGUCAAAGGGUCAUCAUGGGGGUGAACUCCGGAGGAAAGAAGAGAUCCUGAAGCAGAGGAAGAUCAAGGGGCGCAAACAGGAGCAGAGUAGACCCAGGGCACAGCGACAAGGGGGGCGUGGUGGUGGUGGUGGUAGAGGUAGGGGGAGGGGUGGAGGUAGGGGCGGAGGUGGUAGGGGUGGAUUCGGGCGUGGCGGUGGUCGGGGAGGUCGUGGCAAAGGCAGGAGGUGACGAUAGACGAUAUUUCGUAGCUUACUUGUCUUCCUUACGGGGUGUUGCAAGAGACUUGAGUUCAAUUGCAUAUCAAGCGGAAGUCCCAAAAUCAAGCGUUGUUAAGCAUUGCAACCAAGUUGAUUUGCUACUGAACGUAAAAAUCAAGUACAAAUUCAUGUUCAAUCAUAAGACUUAUGCUUGAUUUCGUAAUAAAUAUAAGUUUCUUGCAAUGCUCUGUUAGAUAUGCCAUAGAGAGGUCACUGAAAAUAUUAAGUUCCUUUUAAUCAUCAAAUUUACUUUUCUCUUGCAAAAGUCUUUAUUAAGUCGUGUGUAAAGACAAGGUUUAUUCAUAGUGGAUGGUGCCUUUGAAAGGUAACUGAUUUGUCAACUAGAAUGAAAAUGACUACAUAUACUGAUUUAAGAUUUUAGAUUUUAUUUAAAAGGUUACCUUUGUUGAAAAGGAUUGUUCAGAAAUGUCUGAAAUGUUAUAGAAAUAACCAUAGAGUUUUGUGCAAGUAUACUCUUAAAAGUUAUACUCUGAAAGUUAUCCAUGUGUAGAACCAAGUUUAUAUCUCUUAAUUUGGCAUGCAUGCAAAGUUUUGUGUGCUGCUACAUUUAUAUGUGGGAAUUUUUGGAGUUAUUGUCUGUAAUAUUCCAUAGAAUGGACACUUUUUCUUUCUAAGAUUCGAUGAAGAGCUGCCAACCUUUGAAAACACAAAUCAGUACUCAGCACAUGUUGACUCUCCUAACUAUUUCAGAAUCUUAUUUUGUUGUAAAGCAGUGUGAUUUGCUUGCGAUUUGCUAGCGAUUUUAGUUCUUUCAAAAUUAUAUUAAAUAUUGAAUGGACAUGUAUGAAUCUAAGAACAACGCAAGUCCAUGACAAUUCAUUUCAAGAACAUUAAAAUUAAAAAAAAAUUGAUUACAGUGUUUUGACAACAAUUUGAUCAGCUUUUCAUUCAUAUUUGGCACUUCCAGGUGCAAAUCACUCAAGAUAAUCCUUAUGUACAACACAUAUCUGGCGAAGAGAGGGAUUAGGGUUGGUCUUAUAUCUAUAUACUAAAUAAGUACCUAGGACUUUUGCUCCCUGCUAGAAAUUGUGCUGCUAAGCUGCGCUUAAACGAUUUGAUUUGCAAGUUUAUGUCGUUGGCUCCACCAUGUGCAUGAACAGAGUGUGCAUCCUGCAUACACUUCUCCUUUCUUAGACGAUGCAAUGCAACUAUAUUUCUGUGAAAACUCUUCCUUAAAUUUCUGCUUACGAUGCUAUGCAGGUUUUGUCUUCGCUGUUUUAGAUGACAUUUUCUUCAUCAAUGGUCAUUGCACGACUCCCUGAAAUAAACCCAAAAUCCAACGUCACAAUCAAUUCAACCCUUGUGUACUUGUUGCAUAUGAUGUAUAACAUGUGUAUGGAUGUACAAAUGUCUUUUUUGUUGUUUGCUUUUUGGAAUCAUACUGAUUUUUGUAAUAAUUGGCAGCUCUGUCUAUGACAUUGCAGAGACAACAUGAUUUAAAUAGUUGGAUUACAUUCCAAGCACAAGAAUCAAAUAUGGAUCAUUAUGACAGUCAUACACACAAAAAGACACAUCAAACAAAGAAACAAACGGACUAAAACAUGAUGAAUAUAACAAUGAGGUGAAUUGGAGACAAUUUUCAAUAGGGCAUGUUUUCAGUGCGCUUUGUUUAGCAAUUAACAUUUCUAUUUGUCUGAUUUUGCAAAUAAACCCUUCAAAAACUA